Messenger RNA from Aspergillus heteromorphus CBS 117.55, 969 nucleotides. RefSeq lists its product as uncharacterized. The record is from RefSeq and is a predicted model, not a curated record. Bases 1 to 969 code for a protein of 322 amino acids. The transcript is spliced from 3 exons. NCBI's taxonomy places the organism in Eukaryota, Fungi, Ascomycota, Eurotiomycetes, Eurotiales, Aspergillaceae.
AUGGAUUCGAUGACGGCGAGGGCAGCGUACGUCAUUCGGAUUGACUGUGCGUGGGAUGGGGGUGAGUUGGAGUCGGAGGUUGGUAUUGUACAGGGCAACAGGCCCCGGGAUAUGGGUAGCGAUGUGCUUAUGGGUUUGUCAAGGUGUCUUGAGCAGCGGAAGUCCUACGCCUUGGUUCGCUCGGCAGAGCAGGCCGACGCCGUGAAGAAAUACGGCGCCGAGCCUAUAUUUCUCGGUCUCAAUGAUCACAGCGGCGUGGCCGAGGCUAUUAUUCAAGCCGAGAUCACCAUAAUCUACUACCUCAUCGAUGCGUACUCAGCAAAGCAUCAACCGGCCUUGAUCAAAGCCUUGGGCGAUGUCAAAAAGAAAACCGGGAAAGACGUGCACUUCCUUCAUACGGCUGGCGCGAAGGAGUUCAGCAGUCAUGCGGGAAUGCCCACCCACAGUCCCUUACUUGACACGGAUCCGCAGCUUUAUGAGCUACAGAAGACCGCGAAGGCACGCCAUGACUUUGCUGAGUCAAUCAAUGCUGUUGUCAGGGUUAUCGACACUGCUGAAGCCCUCGGGGUGCGGAGCUACAUACUGGCUCCGUGUAUUGUUUAUGGCAAAGACGAAGGGUUCGGAAACCAGACCUCGAUCCAGGACGUGGCCAUCGUGAAUGCUGCCAUGAAGCUUCGUCGAACCUGGCCUGUCUGCCAUAUCAUCGACACGACCACCUUGUAUCUGCAGAUUCUCCGAAAGAUUUUGUCUGGCGAUGACAUCGGUUACGGGAAACAUGGAUACUUCCUAGCUGCAUCGGGUAGUAUCCAUUGGAAGGACCUGUACAGUGCCAUGGCUCAGAGCCUUGCAAAGCGCGGGGUCAUCGAGGAUGAGGCGGUCACGCAGGCGGAUGAAGCGGAUAUGAAAAAGAUGGGGGAGGCGCUGAAGGUCUCGCCAGAGGUAGUGCCAGUGCUUUUAGGUGGAGAGUAA